AUGCUCCAGUCAAAUUUGACGUUGGUAACAUUUUUUGUCUUUCUGGGCUUUUCCCACUACCCCAGAGUGGAGGAGGUCAUCGUCUUGCUGUGCUUACUGAUGUACUUGGUCACCUUGCUUGGUAAUAUAACCCUAAUCUCCAUCACCAUCCUGGAUUCCCGUUUACACACCCCCAUGUACUUCUUCCUCAGCAACCUCUCCUUUUUAGACAUCUGUUACACUUCUUUUGGUCUCACUCCAAUGCUGGCAAACUUUUUUUCAGGAAAGAACACCAUCUCAUUCUUAGGGUGUGCCGUUCUUAUGUACUUCCCUCUUGCCAUGGGUUCUACUGAGUGUGUGCUCCUGUCUCUGAUGGCCUAUGACCGUUAUGUGGCCAUCUGCAAUCCCUUGAGAUAUCCCGUCAUCAUGAACAAGAGGGUUUGUGUGCAGAUUGCAGCUGGCUCCUGGGUGACAGGCUGCUUCACAUCCAUGGUGGAAACAGUCUCUGUGCUGCAGCUCUCUCUGUGUGGAAAUAACAUCAUCAAUCAUUUUAACUGUGAAUUUCUGACUGUCUUGAAGUUGGUUUGUGUGGACACCUCUGUGGUACAAUUAGUGAUAUUAGUGAUCACUGUAUUACUCGUUCCCAUGCCAAUGCUUUUAAUUGGUUUCUCUUAUGCAUCUAUCCUCUCCAAUAUCCUGAGAAUCAGUUCAGCAGCUGGUAGAAGUAAAGCCUAUUCAACUUGUGCAGCUCAUUUGACUGUGGUAAUUUUGUUCUUUGGGACCGCUCUCUCUAGGUACCUGAAGCCAUCAUCUGUAGACUCUCAGGAAAUAGAUAAAUUUAUCUCCUUGGUAUAUGCGGGGGUAACCCCCAUGUUGAAUCCCAUUAUCUACAGUCUACGGAACAAAGAGGUGAAAGCAGCUGUAAAAAAAUUGCUGGUUAGAAAUCCAUUUGUACUAUCUUAA
This is a messenger RNA of Erinaceus europaeus (western European hedgehog), 942 nucleotides long. RefSeq names its product olfactory receptor 13F1-like. Gene Ontology annotation, biological process: G protein-coupled receptor signaling pathway. NCBI's taxonomy places the organism in Eukaryota, Metazoa, Chordata, Mammalia, Eulipotyphla, Erinaceidae. Gene Ontology annotation, molecular function: G protein-coupled receptor activity; olfactory receptor activity. The transcript has a single exon. The record is from RefSeq and is a predicted model, not a curated record. Gene Ontology annotation, cellular component: membrane. The coding region runs from base 1 to 942 and encodes 313 amino acids.